Cynoglossus semilaevis (tongue sole) is the source of this 2204-nucleotide messenger RNA. RefSeq lists its product as uncharacterized. The record is from RefSeq and is a predicted model, not a curated record. Lineage: Eukaryota; Metazoa; Chordata; Actinopteri; Pleuronectiformes; Cynoglossidae. The coding region runs from base 180 to 2030 and encodes 616 amino acids. The transcript is spliced from 7 exons.
AUAUUUCCGGGUUGUCCACCGAGAACGUGGAGUUUUGUUCUGUCCGUUUUGGAAAAAAUUAGCGCCUUUUUAUGCGAUAUUAUCCACAACAGACACAUAAUCUAACAGAAUACGUCGUGUUUCAAGAUACCUGAAUAAGGGGCUUCAGCGGAAGUCAAAUUCAUAUUACGUAGUGUAAUAUGAAUUGUAACAGCGACAUGGCAAAAAACAGCACCCCUAAAAUGUUAACAGUGGAGUCAUCUGACCUAGUCCUACAACACUCUUCUACAGGUGACAGAUAUUUUGGAGAACCAAUUGAAACAGACAGUGACUCGGGAGACAGCCUUUUUAUAACUCAGCAUCCAGUACCUGAGGCAAAAAGGCCAAGGAAUACGCAUCGACGCAGUCGCAUAUCUUCUGUGGUCUCAGCAGAAGUCGACUCUUCACCAUCAGACUCAGAUGCGAACUGCGGCGUGACUGAACCACGUAACAUAAGGAAACAUUCACUGCCAAAAUAUGUUUUUCCCUUCCUUUUAGAAAGAAGAAAGAGAACUGAGUUGAUUUACAGGCACAACAAAUCGCUUCACGCUUUCACAAUUGGUGGCUUCUUUAAAUGUGUCAAAGAGUUGUGGGAGAGCGGGCAGAAAGGCCCACCAUCUAUUUACCCAACAUUGGAUAUGGAUGGGGAGGACAUAUCACCGUUAUCAGAAAAUGAAGAUGAAAUGUCAGCAAGUGCAGAGAUCAAAGUAGUGGAGAAAAAACGCCUAGUUUCAACGCUAAAAGCCAUUCCCAUCGCACAGAAAAAAAAGAAAAGGGCAAUGGGAGAGACAGAGAAAUCCAAUCCUGACGGGCAAAAAGUUUGUGGUGAAAAGCAAGGGAAAUGUGGAAAACAUUUAUCGGAAAUGGAUACCCAAGAUGGUCCUCUUCAUCUGUUUCAAGCUGAGGGGGGAACAAGUGACACAAGAAUGUCAGCGACACAUACGAGAGGCAAUGCUGCAUCAGUGCAAGCUGAAGAAUUGAGCGACAGUGAUACCACAGUUUGUUAUCUACUAGAGCCGAAAAUAUAUCGGAGUAAAGAGAGGACGUGCAGAAAAGCAUCCCUCCGUAUAGAUGAGCAGCAAGCUCGUGUUUUCCACACAGAAGAUCAGUCGCAAGCAGAACAGUUAGAGAAUGAACCUGAAAGCCAAACUCUUCUCCAAUGUCUUCCAGAUGCUGCUGAUGUCACCAGGACCAAAGACUGUGUUUUAGAUGGUAGCAAAGCCAAGAAAAGAAAAAAGAAAAAAAAUACAAAGGACGACGAAGAUGUUGAUCAGGUCAGAACAGUUUCAGAACAUGGAGAUGUUGGACUAAAGAAAAAGAAACGGAGGAAAAUAGAAACGCCACUAGAUGUGGCUGUACCGCCAGGAGAGGAAGCGAAAGUCCGGGCUUGUACUUCUCAUGUAAUGGAAGGAGAAACGGAGUGUGGCUUAGACAAUACUAAAUCUUCUCAAAUAGGUUUAGAAGCUGUCAACAAGCCUGACAAGAAGCCCCAAAAGGAUCGAAACGAUAGUGAGGAUUUAAGUUGGUCUCAGGGUAUUCUCUCAAAAGAGUGUACUGCACAGUCAGUGGAAAAAAAGAAGAAGAAAGAUAAGAUGAGGGAAAGUAUCUCAGAAGGAGUAGAUAUAUUACCGGCCAAACUUAAAAAUGUUUGUCCACAUGGUGGAGACACUGAACUUGGGUUUGAGAAAAAGAAGAAAAAAAAGCAUGGAACUUCAUUGAACGGAAUUGUAUUAGAAAGCACUGUUGAACAAAGUGAUGAUUCUGUGUCUGCACUCCAAGAGAAAGGAACCUCUUCCUUCCUCACUGCUGACAUUGGGGGAAAAGAUUUUCAAACAUACGAAGAUCAAGUGUGUCUGAGUUCACCCCCAAAAGCUUUUACGAUCAGUCCUUCUGUAGAAACCAGUGUCAGCACUACUACGGGUGAAGCUGAGUCAGCAGAAAGUUCGAGUCGUUUGGAAGAAUCUACGGAUUGGUUGAAGAAAAAGAAGAAAAAGAAGAAGAGAAAGCUAUGAGUGUGUGCAAACAGAUCCUAAGGAAGAACAAAUGCUGUUUUUUUUUUAAAAUAUAUUUUAUGUUUAUUGUUUUGUAUCAAAACUGUUCUACUAACAUUUUUGUGAUGUGUUGACAUCAGUAAGUUCACUGUUUUCAAAUGAACCCCCUGCGAAUAUAUUUUCUCUUCAUUCUCA